Molecule: messenger RNA, 4524 nt
Organism: Scophthalmus maximus (turbot)
Lineage: Eukaryota; Metazoa; Chordata; Actinopteri; Pleuronectiformes; Scophthalmidae
Gene: nr2f6a
Product: nuclear receptor subfamily 2, group F, member 6a
Exons: 6
Coding region: 1122-2339 (405 amino acids)
Biological process (GO): anatomical structure development; negative regulation of transcription by RNA polymerase II; cell differentiation
Molecular function (GO): RNA polymerase II cis-regulatory region sequence-specific DNA binding; zinc ion binding; nuclear receptor activity
Source: RefSeq, a predicted model, not a curated record
CACGAAGGAGAAACAGCACACAGGCCUAUAGGCCCGCAAGUGAUUAGUUCUUGGUGGUCAAGCAUUGACAAAAGCCGGGAGGGGAGAAGCCUGCAUGAGUGCCCGGAGAGGAAGCACGGGCACUGCGCAGGGCCGAGCCGGGGCGGACGCUCUCUCCGACCCUCUCUCAUUCUUCGUCUCCUCGCCCCUGGAAAAGGAAGCGACACGGAGGACACGGAGGGGGAGAACACUUCCUCCCUACUCGCGCGGUGUGCAUCGGAACAAGAAGACGACCACCACCGCCACACGAAAGUGAUGUUGUUGUUGUUGUUGUUGUUACUGAGUUGAUUUCGCCGCGGGACGAAAUGCUGCCGCCGCUGGGAGGAUCGGAGCCGGAGAGGAGGCGAUGAGCUGCGCCCUCAGCCUCGGCGGACGGAGGGACGGAGGACGACGACGACUGCUCCCUAUGUUCCAUUCCACCCAGCCAGGGGAACCGCGUGGAUGAUCGCCCCGAGGUAAGCCCCACGCCACGCGGGCUGGACGCUCAUUGGAACGAGGGAGUAACAGACGUGUCGGGUGUCGGUGGUGCUUUAAGAGGGCCGGUCGAGCGCCUCUCCAGGCAUGUGCUGCGGCCAGCUACAGAGGUCCUUCUGCAGCCAUUACUGUUGCUACAGAGACCGAGCGGGAGGGUUUUCCUCGGCUGAAAGACUGGUCUGACCGGACGGCGUGGGGCUGGUCGGGCGGAUCACCGACCGUCUCGGGGAGAAAGGGAGGACACGACGGACACAACACACAGAGGCGACGAGUGGAAGAGGAUCAGAGGAGUUGUGGAGGCUCGCAGAAGAAAAAGUUGCCACGCUGAGGACUGUUUCCAGGUCACAGUGGAGUGGGAGGAGCCUGAGCUGCCUCUUGUUUCCCCCCCCCCCUCAUCGACUUGUGCUCGUCGAGCGGAGGCCCCGCCCCCUCCUCGCUGCACGCGCUCAUUAACACAUGAGAGCGCCGCGAAUUCUCUCCAGGUGAAGACGACGACACACAAACACGCCUAGGACUUUUUUUUUUUUUUUUUGCAUGUUACCUUGUCAGCAAACAGGGAUCUCGGCCGCCUGUCCCGUUUCCCCCCGCGGUGGUUCGGUAACCAAGCGAUGGCCAUGGUGAGUGGGGGCUGGGGAGAUCCCAACGGGGGCACGAACGGCCUGGGGGAAAAGGGCUACCUGCGGGGGGGCGAGGAGGAGGACGGCUCCCCGCAGGCGGGCGGCAGCGACAUGGAGGCCGGGGACGACGACAAGGCGUGCGUGGUGGACUGCGUGGUGUGCGGGGACAAGUCGAGCGGGAAGCACUACGGCGUGUUCACCUGCGAGGGCUGCAAGAGCUUCUUCAAGAGGAGCGUGCGGCGCAACCUCAGCUACACCUGCAGGUCAAACAGGGAGUGUCAGAUCGACCAGCACCACAGGAACCAGUGCCAGUACUGUCGCCUGAAGAAGUGUUUCCGCGUUGGCAUGCGCAAAGAAGCAGUUCAACGCGGUCGCAUCCCACCUCAGGCGAGCCUCAGCCCCUCCAUCACGCCCAUAGGUGGCGCCAGUGGUCUCGGAGGCGGUGAGUUUUAUAAUAACAAUGGAGGAAGUGGCGGAGGUCAGCCAGUGUCAGAGCUAAUUUCUCAGCUGCUUCGAGCCGAGCCUUAUCCCAGCAGUCGCUAUGGGCACCAGUACAACCAACAGGCCGGACCGGAUAACGCCAUGGGCAUUGAUAAUAUCUGUGAACUGGCUGCCAGGCUACUCUUCAGCACCGUGGAGUGGGCCAGAACCAUCCCCUAUUUCCCUGAGCUGCCUGUUUCAGACCAGGUGGCCCUGCUGAGGCUGAGCUGGAGCGAGCUGUUCAUCCUCAACGCGGCCCAGUCGGCCCUGCCGCUCCACAUGGCUCCCCUUUUGGCCGCGGCCGGCUUCCACUCCUCGCCCAUGUCUGCCGAGCGCGUGGUGUCCUUCAUGGACCAGGUGAGGGUGUUCCAGGACCAGGUGGACAAGCUCAGCCGGCUGCAGGUGGACUCCGCUGAGUACAGCUGUCUCAAGGCCAUCGCACUGUUCUCACCGGAUGCCUGCGGUCUAACGGACCCAGUCCACGUGGAGUCUCUGCAGGAGAAGGCUCAGGUGGCUCUGACGGAGUACGAGAGGAUGCAGUAUCCCAGUCAGCCUCAGCGCUUCGGUCGCCUGCUGCUGCGCCUCCCCGCCCUGCGCGCCGUUCCCGCAAGCCUCAUCUCCCAGCUCUUUUUCAUGCGCCUGGUAGGAAAGACACCCAUUGAGACGCUGAUCCGCGACAUGCAGCUCUCCGGAAGCUCGAUCAGCUGGCCGUAUGUCCCAGGACAGUAGCCCCCCCCCUCCCCCCCUCAAUGGACAAGGUCUCCGCCUGGGAUAAAUGACGACAAGGACCCACAGGAAACCUCCUGACUCAUCGUCAUCCAUCUGUGUAGUUAUCAAACUCGAGUGCCAGCUGGCCGUCAUACAUACUGUACUGUAACCCCCCCCUCUCCCAAAUAAAACAAGCCCUCUGUCUCCACACGGGCCUCCACAGAAGAGACAGGAGCCAGUGCCAGUGUGGAUAUGUCUUGUUGCGAGCCAGGUUGCUCUGGUGCCAGGUCUCAGGCGAGAGAGCAGCUCUUCACGCUGGGCUCCGAUAUGGCCGCCACAGCCAGUCAUGCGACCACCUACAUGCCAUAGUGACUAAAGACGCUGCAGCUUCAUGUAGAGGGCGGCAGCACCCUGCUACAAAUCCAUCCAGAGAACAAAACUGCCCCGCCACUGAACGUCAGCGGAGUCAUUUUUUUCCCACACUGAGCUCAUCUCCCACGACUCAUCAUUUGUGAUACAGUGAUGUUUUUAUCACAAAAUGAUUAUGGUGACUCUAAUUGAACGGUCUGAAGUAUCAGAAAGCUGUGGUUGUGCUAUGAACUGACUAUAAGACACAGUGAAGGGACUUGUUGUCGAACAGAGAAUUCUCAAUUCACCGCUCUCUCUUACCUUAACACUGGAGGAGGAAGCCAACGAACUGCUCAAAAGAAAUGGAAAUGAAAUAAAAAACCAAGGAAAACUCACCAAAGUCUAUCACAUUGUCCUCAGAUGAUUUUUACAUGAGAAUAAUAAUUACUAUUAUUAAUAAUUAGUACACAGAGUCGAGAUAAGGAGACGAACGGACUCUUGUGACUGCCUGACCAUCCAGUGAACAAUGCAUUUAUAAAUCCAUUCACAGGGCUCACUGUUGCUGUAGUUUGAGAAGAUUAAAAAGAGAACGGACUAAUACCUCACUAGACAUCAGAAUGCUUUCGUCCAAUAUUUCCUAAACACAAACCUCUGUAAAUGUUGUUCACCGGAAACCGCCUUCUUUUUUGACAACUGCCUUGUUAUUCAGUAUGAAUUUGGGAUACCCGUGACAUGAGUGUUACAUACCUCUUGUACCUUUAAAAAAACAAAGCCCCAACAUUGUUUUUCAUUUGUGUUUCGAAUUUGAGUUUUACUGUCUGAAUAUAAUGAGUUCAGCCAUGAAAUAUCUUUUAUAGAGAAAACAUCUGGCUGGCACAUGAAUUUAACUUGGGUUCCAGGACAAUAAACAAUUCAAGAUAAUGAGUUCAACAAAUUCAGUUGGUGAUUAGUUUACAACCAACUCUAAUAUCUUCUGGAGGCAUUGAUACCUUGAAAAAUGUAUUGAAAUGUGUAUAUAUAUUACAGCCAACUUUGUCCUUUUGCAUGUUCAAAUGUUGUUUUGGAUCUCUGCUAAGUUGAGAAUUUCCCUCUUUUUAAAUAUAUGUAAUUCAAGGUUCCUUUGAAGUGUUGCUUUCCCUGUUGGUUCAUUUAAACGACUAAACAUUUUUUCUUAUAUGUAUUUACAUGAAAAAUACCUCUGUCAUCUGUUCAGAUGUCAAAACAGACGCUUACCUUCAUGCCAUAGAGCGGCUAUGACGUGGAGAUGCUCUCCUCUCUUAAGCAUCCGAGUGAAUCUUUACCGUAGCGAGUGAUGUGAGACGAUGUUGUGAUGAAUGAGGAUGCACUUGGAGGAUACUCGAUGCCAAAAUAUCACACUGUCUGUGGCGAGUUAAAAGAAGACGGGGGCCACAUUUGACAGGUCCACAAGGAUUUACCUCACAGUGGUGUUUCAAGUGGCGAGUUUACAAAGUCACAACUGUAAAAUAGUUGAUUUUCAUAGCAUAGAAUCAACUCUUAAUAGAACGUGUUUCAUCAAUUACAAGAAAGGAAGAAAAAAAUUAUCAAACUCUGCUUCUUGAUCUGCCACCAGUCCUUCUCAACGUUAUUUGGAUAUUCUUCUUUUAGGCACAACUCACACAAACAUGUCACAGAAAAGAGAGAAAAAAAAGAUAAAUAUACUAUUAAUGUUUUCUUAUGUUUGUGUUACUGAGUUUUUAAGUUUAAAAAAAAAUUUCAUGUGUAUGGCAACGUUAUUAAAAAAAUCAAAAGAUGACAAUGCGUCUUUUGUUAUGUUUGUUUUUUCAAGCUGUGUUGUAAUUACAUCUGUAGAAUGCCAAAUAAACACUGCAACAUGUAC